Molecule: messenger RNA, 2595 nt
Organism: Gossypium arboreum
Lineage: Eukaryota; Viridiplantae; Streptophyta; Magnoliopsida; Malvales; Malvaceae
Exons: 16
Coding region: 143-2323 (726 amino acids)
Biological process (GO): biosynthetic process
Cellular component (GO): eukaryotic translation initiation factor 2B complex
Molecular function (GO): translation initiation factor binding; translation initiation factor activity; guanyl-nucleotide exchange factor activity
Source: RefSeq, a predicted model, not a curated record
AAAUACAUGACUAUUUUUGUAGUUUAAAUUAAAAACUUUGUUUAGUUGGGCGGUUGGGCUUGGCCACCGAUUUUUGCUUAUCAGUACUCGAGUAAUAUAUCAGGCUUUCUAUUCGGACCUAACCCUGACAAAGACUGGAAAGAUGGGUGCACAGAAAAAGGGUGCUACUGCUAGGGUUUCAGAAGACCCAGAGGAAUUAGCACGUCAUCCAUUACAAGCCAUUCUCUUAGCUGAUAGCUUCACCACCAAGUUCCGUCCAAUUACUCUCGAACGCCCCAAGGUAUUGUUGCCUUUAGUAAAUAUUCCGAUGAUAAAUUAUACAUUAGCAUGGCUUGACUCGGCGGGCGUGGAGGAGGUUUUCGUGUUCUGCUGUGCUCAUUCGAAACAAGUGAUUGAUUACUUGGAGAGUUCCGAAUGGUCAUCUCAACCAAAUUUUUCGGUUACUACAAUAGAAUCUCACAAUUCCAUCAGUGCUGGUGAUGCUUUGCGUUUGAUUUACGAGCGCAAUGUGAUACAUGGAGAUUUUGUUCUUAUUAGUGGAGAUACAGUGAGCAACAUGUCGCUUACACAGGCACUUCAAGAACAUAAAGACAGAAGGAAAAAAGAUGCUAAUGCUAUAAUGACCAUGGUUGUUAAACAGUCAAAGCCUUCACCGAUCACCCAGCAGUCUCGACUUGGUACCGAUGAACUCUUCAUGGCUAUAAAUCCUGUUACGAAACAGCUUCUGUAUUACGAGGAUAAAGCAGAAUAUUCAAAGGGGUUUAUAUCUCUUGAUAAAACAUUGAUAGCUGACAAUCCUUCUGUCAUUCUGCACAAUGACAAACAGGACUGUUAUAUUGACAUAUGCUCUCAAGAAGUACUAAGUCUUUUCACAGACAAUUUUGAUUAUCAACAUCUAAGACGUCAUUUUGUAAAGGGACUGCUGGUUGAUGAUAUCAUGGGUUACAAGAUAUUUACUCAUGAAAUUCACUCAAGUUAUGCUGCUAGGAUAGAUAACUUUCGAAGUUAUGAUACCAUUAGCAAGGACAUAAUUCAGAGGUGGACUUAUCCAUUUGUUCCAGAUGUGCUCUGUGGAAGUUCUGCAAUAAAGGUUGAGAGGCAGGGAACUUAUCGAGCAUCUGAUGUCACACUGUCACGUUCUGCACAAUUAGGUUCAUUCACUUUCAUUGGACAAGGCACCAAAAUAGGGAAUGACACAAAAAUCUCUCAUUCUGUUAUUGGAGAAAGGUGCACUAUUGGAUCAAAUGUCACAAUAGAAGGCUCUUAUAUAUGGAAUAAUGUUACCAUUGAAGAUGGCUGUCAGUUAAGGAAUGCAAUAGUAUGUGACAGUGUAAUACUGAAGUCAGGAGCAGUUCUGCAACCUGGAGUUAUUCUAUCUUUCAAGGUUGUAGUUGGACAACAGUUUGUUGUUCCUGCCUACUCAAAGGUUUCUUUACUUCAACAGCCAACCCAGCAAGAUAGUGAUGAGGAAUUGGAAUAUGCUGACAGUACUAGUGGCACUGGGGAGCUUCGAUCGGAUAAAUUGAAUGGGGACAUUGCACCUGAUUUAUCUGAGACAGCAUCUGAGCUUGGUACUGGUGGAGUUGGUUAUAUUUGGACAGUCUUUGAAGGAGCGUAUGAUGAAGAAUGGAGGCAUUCAGUUGCACCUAUUCCCACAGAUAAACUGGUUAAGCUAAUGCUAGAUAAAGAUGAGGAUGAGGAACUGUUAACUCAAGAUGGGAAUGUUAUUUCAGCUUCAAGAGAGCUGAAAACUGAUUCUGAUGGUAACGGUUCUGAAGAUGACGAUAAUGAAGACUCUAGAGAUGACUAUGUAUCCUUUGAGAAAGAGGUUGAAGCUACCUUUUUAAGGGCUGUUCAUGAAAAUGUCAAAGUAGACCUUGCAGUCUUAGAGGUGAAUGCACUUCGGUUGUCUUACAACAUGGCAUCUGUUGACUGUGGUGGAGCAAUAUUUUACUCAAUGAUGAAGUUGGCAGUCGAAUCUCCACAUAAUUCUGCGAGUGAAUUGCAUAGAAAUGCUGCUGAUAUAGUCACAACAUGGCAAAAACUGUUGAAGUCUUUCCUGCAUGAUAUAGAUGAGGAGAUUGAGGUUAUCUUGAAAUUUGAGGAAAUGUGCCUGGAAUCGGCCAAGGAGUUCGCUGCAUUAUUUCCACAGAUUUUGCAUCUUUUAUAUGAUAAAGAAAUUCUACAAGAAGAUGCUAUUCUAAGGUGGGCGGAUGAGAAGGAAGGAGCAGAUGAAUCGGAUAAAGUGUUUCUGAAGCGUUCAGAAAAAUUUAUACAGUGGUUGAGAGAGGCUGAAGAAGAAGAGGAUGAUGAGGAUGAGUGAGACUACUUGUGUUUUGGCACGUAUGAACAUCACUGCUGAGGAAAAUAUGGUCUGCCUUUGUUUGCAAUUUUUGCUUUUCAUGUGGCUAAUAAAGUCUUGACAUUAGAAAUGUUGUAUUGAAUUGAAACGUUUUGACAGUAGUCCAUAUAUUCAGAUUUACUUAUUGCUUUCUUUUUUCCUUUUAGAGUAAAUAGAAUUUCAGUAGACAACAAGGAUUAAUAUUAAUUUAUUUUAAUUUUUUAAGUAAUAUUGUCAAAAAUGAAUUUAUAUUA